Molecule: messenger RNA, 3093 nt
Organism: Chaetomium fimeti
Lineage: Eukaryota; Fungi; Ascomycota; Sordariomycetes; Sordariales; Chaetomiaceae
Product: MCM2/3/5 family-domain-containing protein
Exons: 4
Coding region: 287-3049 (920 amino acids)
Biological process (GO): DNA strand elongation involved in DNA replication; double-strand break repair via break-induced replication; DNA replication
Cellular component (GO): MCM complex; nucleus
Molecular function (GO): ATP hydrolysis activity; single-stranded DNA binding; ATP binding
Source: RefSeq, a predicted model, not a curated record
CGAAAUAACUCCUUCGGUCGGUUAUAUCCCCUACCAUCCAAUGUCGUGAUGCUCCCUCGGUAGUAAAAAAAAGGGGUGUUUUGUUGAGAAAAGGGGCGCCAGCUGUGGGUGCAGGUGACAGACAGGUCUUUCAGCUGGCAAGUACGCGCCUUGCGCGUUCCGGUCGCGUUUUCCCAUCUCCCCCCACAUUCGUUACAAUCUCAACCCGCAGCCGCAGCCUGACGCCCUCCCCGCUUGACCCUGCCACCAUCUCCAUUUUCCAUAUUUCUCCGUCAACGGCAGCAUCAUGGACACUUUGAUGCUUCAGAGAGACGAGGCCACGCGCGAUCGCGUGCGCCAGGCCAUCGAGUUCCUCGAUCCCCAUGACCAACAUGCGCGGAGCUACAGGUCAGACAUCAUCCUGAUGCUACAGAAGAACCAACGCAGACUAGUUGUCAACAUCGACCAUGUCCGUGACCACAAUUCCGAGAUCGCCGAGGGUCUCCUCAACAACCCGUUCGAUUUCAUCCUGGCCUUCGACCAUGCCUUAAAGGAGAUCGUCAAGACCUUGCCCCAGGCCCGCCCUGACCAAAUCGAUGCGGAUGUGUUGUAUUACUGCGCCUGGGCCGGCAGCUUCGGCCUCAACGCCUGCAACCCGCGGACGCUGUCGUCGCAGCACCUCAACAGCAUGGUCUCGAUCGAGGGCAUCGUCACACGUUGCUCGCUAAUCCGGCCCAAGAUCGUCAAGAGUGUGCACUACGCGGAAACCACUGGGAAGUGGCACUUCAAGGAGUACCGCGACCAGACUAUGACCAAGGGCGUCGCCACCACGAGCGUCUACCCCACCGAAGACCAGGAAGGAAACCCCCUGAUGACCGAGUACGGGCUGUGCACGUACAGGGACCACCAGACCGUUUCGAUCCAGGAGAUGCCCGAGCGGGCGCCCGCAGGCCAGCUGCCCAGGGGUGUCGACGUGAUACUAGACGACGACCUUGUCGACAAGGUCAAGCCCGGCGACCGUGUUCAGUUGGUGGGCAUCUUCCGAACUCUCGGCAACCGGAACACCAACCACAACAGCGCACUCUUCAAGACAGUACUUCUGGCAAACAACGUUGUGCUGCUCUCGACCAAGUCGGGCGGCGGUGUCGCGACUGCCACUAUUACCGACACGGAUAUCCGGAAUAUCAACAAGAUCGCCAAGAAGCAGAAGCUGUUCGACCUGCUGUCGCAAUCUUUGGCCCCGAGUAUUUACGGGCACGAUUACAUCAAGAAGGCCAUCCUCUUGAUGUUAUUGGGAGGAAUGGAGAAGAACCUGGAGAACGGCACACAUUUGAGGGGUGACAUUAAUAUCCUGAUGGUCGGUGACCCCUCGACUGCAAAGUCCCAACUGCUUCGUUUCGUGCUCAACACGGCGCCGCUGGCUAUUGCCACUACUGGUCGUGGCUCUUCCGGCGUCGGUUUGACCGCUGCCGUAACAUCCGACAAGGAAACGGGAGAGCGGAGAUUAGAGGCUGGUGCCAUGGUCAUGGCCGAUCGCGGUGUGGUGUGCAUCGACGAGUUCGACAAGAUGUCGGACAUUGACCGAGUGGCUAUCCACGAAGUCAUGGAACAGCAGACGGUUACCAUUGCCAAGGCGGGCAUUCACACCUCCCUGAACGCUCGCUGCAGUGUCAUCGCCGCUGCCAACCCCAUCUUUGGCCAGUACGACACCCACAAGGACCCGCACAAGAACAUCGCGCUCCCCGAUUCCCUGCUGUCUCGUUUCGAUUUGCUCUUCGUCGUCACGGAUGAUAUUGAGGAUACCCGGGACCGGCAGGUCUCAGAACACGUCCUCCGCAUGCACAGAUACCGGCAAGCCGGGACAGAGGAAGGCGCGCCAGUGCGUGAGAACGCGGGCCAAGCGCUAAACGUGGCACUCAACAACCAAGCUGAGUCGCAGCGCCCGACCGAAGUGUACGAGAAGUUCGAUGCGAUGCUGCACGCAGGUGUCAAGGGGACAGGGCGGGGUGCCAACAAGAAGCCGGAGGUGCUGAGCAUCCCCUUCAUGAAGAAGUACAUCCAGUACGCCAAGACGCGUAUCAAGCCCAUCUUGACACAGGAGGCGGCCGACCGCAUCGCCGACAUCUACGUCGGUCUGCGUAACGAUGACAUGGAAAGCAACCAGCGCAAGACGAGUCCCAUGACGGUGCGUACGCUCGAGACGCUCAUCCGUCUUGCCACUGCACACGCCAAGUCCCGCCUUUCCAACCGGGUAGACGAGCGCGACGCCGCUGCCGCGGAGUCCAUCCUCCGCUUCGCGCUCUUCAAAGAAGUCAUCGAGGACGAAUCCCGCAAGAAGCGGCGCAAGACCCGCCCUCUUGAGAACGAAGCCGAGGGCAGCAAUUCCGACGACGACUCCGACCCCGAUGACGACGAAGAAAAUGGCACCGCCCGCGGCACCACCGCGCGUACCAGCGCCGCACGCUCGACCCGCGCAUCCCAACGCACCAACAAUAGCACCCGCCGCCGGCCGGCUGCCCACGCGACACCCACAGAAACACAAGACGAAACAGGGGGCGACGAAGAAGAGGAGGAGGAACAAGAAGACCUCUACAACGCGACCCCUCGCCGCUCGACUCGCACAUCCCGCACCACUCCGGGCGCCGCAGCAUCCUCCUCCUCCCAACCCUCCUUCGCCUCCUCCCUCCCGGCCUCCCAACUCCGCACCCAAUCCCAACGACGUGGCGACGACGACGCCGCCCUCGCCUCAGGCACCGCCAACCUGACAGUCUCCGACGGCAACAACAACGAUGCCAACGACGACGAAGAAGAAGAAGAGGAAGAAGAAAACGCGCCGAUCAGCGAAGCGCGCCUCGAGGUCUUCCGGCGCGCGCUGGGCCAGCUGCUGAACACGAACCUGUUCGAGGACGACUCGGCCGGCGUGGCCGACCUGAUCGACGCCGUGAACCGCAAGGUUGGUGGUGGUGCUGCGCAGCGGUUCGGUCGGGAGGAGGCGGUUAAGGCGCUGAGGGAGAUGGACGAGCGGAAUCAGAUUAUGUAUACGGAUGGUGAGUUGGUUUAUAAGAUUUGAGGAGGUGGGAGUGGGAUGUGGGAGGGUGGUGGUAGAGUGUGGCA